UCUGCUAGUGUGUAGUAGUAAUUGAAAGAAAGUCAGACGAUAAAGAAGAGAAGACGAUAAAAACAAGCGAAAAUAAAUUAAAGGAAUAAAUAUACAUAGAUAUUUGACGGAGUUAGAGAAAAAUAUGAAAAAUAUAAUUGGACAGUCUUGUCUAAGUGGCACUAUGUGUAAUAAAGAAGUAAAUACCAGCGACAGUUUGGAGAUUAAAAGCGGACGUUUGUGUCUUGUUCAGAUGCACAAGGGACGUAAAAUGCGGAUACAAGUGUUCGUCCGUGUGUACAGGAGCUCGUUCGAACAUUACGCAGUUCUGUUCAAGGAUCAGAAAUUCAGUCUCCAGUCGGGCUAUAUCAGUUUGAAGAACUGCAUUGUGGAUAAAACGAGCGGGAAAGAACACCAGGUUCGUGUUACGUUGAAUGACUUUGAAGGAACGGGUGUUACAUUUGAAUCCAACACGUGCAAAGAAGCAGACGAAUGGCAGGAGGCACUCCAGCCCCAAAUAAUGUCUUCAUCUCCAACACUAAGCGCCAUUGCGCCGAGUUUAUCACCGGUCAUUCCUAGAUCACCAUUAAUGCCGACGUUAGCUGAGGAAGAAGAGAGUGACGAAGACGUAUGAGGUGCCGACGACGACAUUCCAACGGUCAUUGUUGUUGUCAUUCUGUGAAAUGGAUCCCUAAAUCCAUUUGUUCGAAACUAGCGUCAGGCAUUAUUUUGGACAUUUUAGCCGAGUUUUACGACUUGGCGAUUUUUUAAGUUGAAAUCCCGCCAGACUCUAGUGAAGUUGCCAAGACUUUAGUGAAGUUGCUAACACUUUGGUGCUACAUUGGUGCGAUUAGAGACGACAGAUAACUGUGAUAUGUAACGUUAUAGUGCAAUGGAUUCUUAGCAGACGAUAAAAAAAGUUCUUACUUGGAUUACGUACUGCCAUAACAGAACAUUUAAAAUGUUGAUAAAAAUCUACUCAACAGAACACCACAAACUCUCAACACUAUGAAAUUUAAAGACGUGUCGUUAUUUAACUUAGGACACUUUAACUACAGGGGAGAGUGCAUUUUAGGUGUAAUUUAUAUAAUUUAAAUAUUUUAAGGACAAACAUUUUUGAAGAGAGUAUUAAAAUUUUCAAGGACUUCUAGUGAACAAUCCUUUAUACGCUAUGACACAGGUUUUGGUAAACAAAAAACACCCACUUACGAAUCGAAUGAUGUAAAUGCUACUUCAGACACGCCAAUAAAACUUUACCUGCGUUAAUAAUGAGAUAAAUGAUAUCUCCCCUGGGCGCGUGCCAGAAAUAAAAACAAGACUGUAGGAGUAGUCGCCCUUUAUCCGGUGUUUUAUUGUGUUCUAUUGUAAAUUCUUCAUUGAUUUAUUUUUGAUUGUAUAAUUAUGCAUUUCUUUACUUUAAUCUAGUCUGCUUUUCUGCAAUAAGUCAUUUCUAAAGUGUGUUUUAAAAUUUUGUAAAUCAUUUAAAAUCAUACGAUUUACUUCACCGAUUCAACAUUCACUUGAAUGACUCAUUUAGGUUUAUUACUGUAUAUCAACUGUAGUGGGAAAGUUUCUCUCUUAUCGUAUUGUUCAUCAUUUUAUCAUGGUUUGAUAAAUAAAGCUAUACAAAUAGGCGAUGAAUCAUUGAUUGAUGGAGAUUAAAUGUACUACGGAAAUCAUUUAUUACUAUCUAUUCAACUAAAUCAUUUUAUAGAAAUGCUAUUUUAAGAAACACCGUGAUGUUUAAUUGUUUAUCAUUUCCGAAUCGCAUGAUCCUUUAAGUAAGUAAAACUUUUGAUGAUAAAUCAUUGUUCAAUAAAAAAAAUAUGUAUAAUUUAUUUUAAGAUCUGGCUCAAAGAAAAUUUAAGAACUGUACUAGUUAACAUCAGUAUAUUAGAAUAUGAUAGAUUCCUAAGGGAAUGCAUAAAAAAUAGUUUCUUUACUUUGAUCAAAGAUAAUAAAACACACUAGCAGCGUUGUUAAAAAUACUGUUGUAAUUUAUUUUUAUUUUUGUGUAUUGAGAAAAUUGUUGCUAAGAGUUGUUACAAGUUAUGAAUAUGGUUGUGCAAAUUUAUUCAUUGAGUUUUUGAAACAUUUGUUAAUAUAUUUAUUAGAAUUGUUGUAUGUUUAUAUAUGAAAAAGUGCUAUUUGUUGAUAAAAUAAAUAUAAAAAUACAGAGAAAAAAAACAUUUGAAUAAAAAUUAUAAACUUUUAAAUAA
This is a messenger RNA of Ruditapes philippinarum (Manila clam), 2198 nucleotides long. RefSeq lists its product as uncharacterized. Lineage: Eukaryota; Metazoa; Mollusca; Bivalvia; Venerida; Veneridae. The coding region runs from base 125 to 613 and encodes 162 amino acids. The record is from RefSeq and is a predicted model, not a curated record. The transcript has a single exon.